Messenger RNA from Daphnia carinata, 1610 nucleotides. Its product is annotated as regulator of nonsense transcripts 3B-like. Gene Ontology annotation, biological process: nuclear-transcribed mRNA catabolic process, nonsense-mediated decay; positive regulation of translation. Bases 70 to 1314 code for a protein of 414 amino acids. The record is from RefSeq and is a predicted model, not a curated record. The transcript is spliced from 5 exons. Gene Ontology annotation, cellular component: cytoplasm; nucleolus. Gene Ontology annotation, molecular function: mRNA binding. NCBI's taxonomy places the organism in Eukaryota, Metazoa, Arthropoda, Branchiopoda, Diplostraca, Daphniidae.
AAUUCCCGACAUUUUUGCAUAUCUGCGACUUAGAAUUUGUUUAACUGAGAAAUUUAUAUUCCAAGUCAAAUGGCUCAAGAUGAACAGUCCCGAGAAACCAAGAAAAAGGUUUCUACAAAAGAAAAAGAUAGAAUUAAAUCGAAGGAAAAACCACCGUCUAAAGUGAUUAUUCGAAGAUUGCCACCCACAAUGACAGAAGAAGUUUUCCUUGAGCAGAUCUCACCCUUACCUGAUAAUGAUUUCUUCUACUUUGUUAAGGGCGAGCAACAGUUUGGAGUUCCCACAUUUAGCAGAGCUUACAUAAAUUUCCUCAACCUUGAAGAAAUAUUCACUUUUCAAGAUAAAUUUGAUGGCUAUGUUUUUCUUGAUCAAAAAGGCACUGAAUACCCUGCAGUUGUUGAGUUUGCUCCAUAUCAGAGAAUUCCUCGUCACAUAGAACCAGGGGCUAAAGAAGACAAGUGCAAUACAAUCGAUAAUGAUCCUCAUUACUUAGAAUUCGUGAAGAAGCUUGAGCAGCCAGAUGAAAUUGUUUUACAGAGUGCUGAAACCUAUUUGGAACAGCUAGAACUUCGAGAACGUGAAAUAAAAGCAAAUGGGCAUGCAAAAGUAACUACACCAUUGGUAGAGUUUUUACAACAAAGACGUUUAGACAGGGAAAAGUUUCGCGAGGAGAAAAAGGAUGAAAGACGAAGAAAAGAAUUUGACAAAAAGAAGCAGAGAGAACUUGAAAGAAUGGCUAGAAAACGUGACUCAAAAAAAGAUGACAAAAGGCAGGAUAAACAAACUCAAAAAGGAAAAAAAGACGACGAUCGACCACAUAAUCCAGUCAAAGUGUUGAAAAAUGCUGAACGUGAAACCCUGGAAAAAACAGACAAAGCUGAAACGGGGGUUACUGUAAAAAAAGUGCCUAAAGAAGGGUCACGCAUCAAAUUAGAAAAGCCCAAGGAAAGACCGGACAAACCAAAAGAGAGACCAAUGCGAGAAAAGUCCAAGCCGAAGACGGAAAGAAGAUCAGGUGGUGAAUCCCAAGAUCUGGAUAAACCUGAUGCCAAGGAAGAAACGCAACAGUCGUUUCAACCAAAGAGAAAUACUUCGCUUUCGGAGGUUACGCCUAGUAACGACAAUCCGAAUGGAACAACGUCUCCAAAACCGGAAGAAAAUAAGGGAUCUAGGAGAAGGGCCGAUAACGAUUCUUCUGAGAAAGAAAAGAAGAUCCGAAAUAAAGACAGACCGGCUAUUCAAAUAUAUCGACCCGGUGCAAAACGCGUCACCAUCUCUAAAGCGAAAACCUCUGACCAACCCUCGAAGGAAUGAAACGAAAAGUAAACACGACCUUUUUUUCGAAGUGCAUAAGCGAAAGAGUGAUCGUACUUCGACCUCGACUCUGUCAGUGAAUGUCCCGUCGCGCCAUCGACUAUCCGGUUUAAGAAAAAGGUAGAUGCGCACAGGCGCCUAAAAAAAUUAAUAUUUCCCUUUUCUGAGAUGGCUGCCAAAAUUCUGUUGUUCUCUGCGAGUUACUUCAGUUCCUCCGCAAACAUGAGACCAUGGAACCUUUGCAUGACCGCAACGUAAUAAUUGCACAAAUCUUCAAAUACAGGAUAUUGAUUUUC